Molecule: messenger RNA, 2193 nt
Organism: Eublepharis macularius
Lineage: Eukaryota; Metazoa; Chordata; Lepidosauria; Squamata; Eublepharidae
Gene: TRPV5
Product: transient receptor potential cation channel subfamily V member 5
Exons: 15
Coding region: 1-2193 (730 amino acids)
Biological process (GO): calcium ion import across plasma membrane
Cellular component (GO): membrane
Molecular function (GO): protein binding; calcium channel activity
Source: RefSeq, a predicted model, not a curated record
AUGGGGGUGCCGGUGCCCGGGGAGAACGGCCCGCUGGGCGCGCUCUGGAAGAGGCUGAGCUGCCGCGGCGUGGGGGCGGCCUGCAGCCGGGGCGGCGGCGGCGGCGGCGGACGGCGCGGCCUGGACGAGACGCACCUGCUGCAGCAGAAAAGGAUCUGGGAGUCUCCACUUCUACUGGCUGCCAAAGAAAAUAAUGUCCAGGUCAUCAGGAAACUGACCAUGGAUGGAUCUUGUGACGUGUAUCAAAGAGGUGUUGUGGGGGAGACGGCGCUUCACAUAGCUGCCCUCUACGAUAACACAGACGCUGCGGAGGCUCUCAUGGAGGUGGCUCCGGAGCUCAUCAAUGAGCGGAUGACAUCAGAACUCUAUGAAGGACAAACGGCUCUCCACAUUGCCGCAGUCAAUCAGAAUGUAAACCUGGUGAAAUCUCUGCUCAGGAGGGGGGCUCAUAUCUCUACUCCGCGAGCUACAGGACUGUUCUUCAGGCGAAGCUCCCAAAAUCUCUUCUAUUUUGGGGAGCACAUUUUAUCUUUUGCAGCCUGUGUGGGAAACGAGGAGAUCGUUCAGCUACUGGUUGCAAAUGGAGCCGAUAUCAGAGCUCAGGAUUCUCUCGGUAACACAGUUCUUCACAUCUUGGUUCUUCAGCCCAACCGGACUUUUGCCUGUCAAAUGUACAAUCUGCUACUGUCCUUUGACAAACGAGAGGGAGGUCUGACGCCCUUGGACUUGAUCCCAAACAACGAAGGCCUCACUCCAUUUAAACUGGCUGGCAUCGAGGGUAAUUCUGUGAUGUUCCAGCACCUCUUGCAGAAGCGAAAGCACGUCCUGUGGGCUUUUGGGCCUGUUACAACCGUUCUCUAUGACCUCACAGAAAUUGACUCAUGGGGUGAAGAGCAGCCUUUUCUUGAGCUCAUUGUGUCCACUAAGAGAAGAGAGGCCCGCCAUAUCUUAGACAUGACCCCAGUGAAAGAGCUUGUGAGCCUGAAGUGGAACAACUACGGCCGCCCUUAUUUCUGUUUCCUGGGGUUGUUUUACAUCCUCUACAUGAUCUGCUUUACCCUCUGCUGCUCUUACAGACCUCUGAAAGACCGUCCAGGCAACCAGACUGAUGAGCGGGACAGCACCCUCUUGAUCCAGAAAACGUUGCAGGAAUCGUAUGUGACCUAUGAGGAUCAGCUCAGGCUGGUGGGCGAGCUGAUCACGGUGAUAGGAGCCCUGGCUAUUUUGCUGCUUGAGAUUCCAGAUAUUCUAAGAGUUGGAGUCGCAAAGUAUUUUGGGCAGACUAUUCUGGGUGGACCAUUCCACAUCAUCAUCAUCACAUAUGCGUGUAUGAUCCUGGUGACGAUGGUGAUGCGCCUCACAAGCAUGGAUGGGGAGGUGGUUCCCAUGUCCUUCGCACUGGUGCUGGGUUGGUGCAACGUCAUGUAUUUUGCACGUGGGUUUCAGAUGCUGGGCCCCUUCACCAUCAUGAUACAGAAGAUGAUAUUUGGAGAUCUUAUACGCUUUUGUGGGCUUAUGGCGGUUGUAAUACUUGGCUUUGCAUCAGCCUUUUACAUCAUCUUCCAGACAGAAGACCCCAAUGCCCUGGGGCAGUUCUACAGCUUCCCGAUGUCUCUCUUCACCACCUUUGAGCUGUUCCUCACCAUCAUUGAUGGACCCGCCAACUACGAGGUGGACCUGCCCUUCAUGUACAGCGUGGUCUACUUUGCUUUUGCCAUCAUCGCUGCUUUGCUCAUGCUCAACCUGCUGAUUGCCAUGAUGGGCGACACCCACUGGCGCGUGGCCAAUGAGCGGGAUGAGCUUUGGCGUGCUCAGGUUGUUGCCACUACAGUUAUGCUUGAGCGGAAGCUCCCACGAUGCCUCUGGCCUCGCUCUGGUAUCUGUGGACGAGAUUAUGGGCUAGGAGACAGGUGGUACCUCAGGGUGGAAGAGCGCCUGGAUGGCAACAAGCAGAAGAUGUUCCGCUAUGCAAAGGCUUUUCAGAACCAUGACAAGGAAGAUCUCGACAAGUUGUCGGUGAAGCUGCAGCCAGAAGAGGGUUUUCUAUUCAAGCCGGAACCAUCUCCCUCCGUCUCACGUAGUACAUCUCAAAGUAGCUCCCACCGUGGUUGGCACAUCCUGCGGAACAGUACCUUCAGCCACCUCCGUGGAGAAGUCAACCCUGCCAUGGAAGAAGUCAUCUACCACGUCUGA